AGGGUUUUUAAUCGUUGCCAGUGACCAAUGUAUACAAUCUAGCAACCAGGAACUGCCGGGGUCACGAAAAAAUGCUUUCAAUCCGUGCACACAAACACCGAACACGGAAUUGGAUCCGGAUUCAUGUUGAGUAAUCAAAUACGCCCGGUGGUUAUCGUCAUAUGUCGCCAUGUAUCUCGGGGACGGGAUGCUGUUUGUACUCGACAAAGGAAAACCCAGGUUGGUGCUCAGUCAAGAUGUUGAGAGGAAUCCAGGAAAGCAUCCGUUAAGGCCCCGCGUGGGCAGCAUCCUGGGCUCCAGACAGCCGCCCGGCACGGUCAAGGAGACGCCCUCACGUCCGACCAGGCAGCGCACGGGCCAGCUCACAGCGGGUGUUAAGAACAAGAUGGGAGAAGGAGCUUCCACCGUUAAGUCCAGUGCAGCGGCCGAGCGAGGGCGAGCCGGUCAGACAGCCUCCAAAGCACGGGAGCCUCACACAGCAGGGGGCGGAGCCAAAGCUUCACCAAAGGUGAAGUCAGACAGGCACAAAUGCAGCUCCUCCACAGGACCCCUGACUGCCAGCGGUACCACCGGGAGGACGCAAGGCGGCGUUAAGGCAGGACCGAAGCACCCGCAGGCUGCUGACGACGAAAGACCGAGAGACGGCGUGGCGUGUCUGAACAACAAGCAUGCGCGACUGAACGGCGUCCAAACCUCCAGCCACGACCAACACACUGUAGAAGCGCACAAGGUCCUCGGUCGUGACGGACAUCAAGGAGGACAAGAGAUCAGCGAGGACAGAGUAGGACAGGAUGGAACAAAGGGAGAAGAAGCAACUUUAAUAUCACCACCAUGUGACAACAGGUCCAAUGGAGGUCUGUUCAGCGAGCUGGAGAAGCCUGAGGUCCCCACCAAAGCAUCUGUGGAAGCAAAGAAGACUCAGAGAAGGCACGAACCAAAUGAACAGGUAGCCCUGACGCAACAGCAACCUUUGACCUCAGUCAGGCUGCAGUCGAAGGAGAACAUGGGAAGUGUUGAGAUGGUUGGUCACCACAGAGAGCAGCAUUUAGCCAUCAGGUCCAGCCUCAAACUCGGGGCGGUGACUCCCAUGGAAGAGGGGCUGAUGGUUGAGAAGAGAGAAGAGCAGAGGAGACGCUGGCUGGAGGAGCUGGACCAACAGAGAGAGGAGACCAGCGAGCGCAAGAGACAAGAGAAGCUGCUGCUAAAUCAGAAUGAAGAUCACAACCUCUGGGAAGCACACUUUGACUCACUGCAAAGGAAACCCUCUGCAGCCACGCCCCCUGCCUCCAUCGGUGUCUCCAAGCAAAGGGAAAAGGAGCUCUCGUCCAACAUGUCUUCGGCGGGGGACGCCUCAAGCAGCUGCGGUGCACACAAUGUAGGCCAAGUCAGUGUGGACCACAGUAGCAAGAUCCCAACCAAAAGCAGUGUGUGUGUUAGCUAUCUGAGGAGCAUGACGGCCCUGCUGGACCCAGUCCAGAUAGAGGAGAGGGAGAAGAAGAGGCUCAAACAGCUGGAGCAGCAAAAAGCAAUAGAGGCUCAGCUGGAGGAGCGUCGCCAGCAGAAAGCGCUAGAGAAGGCCAGGAGGAGGGCUGAGGAGCAGGAGGACGAGAAGCGAGUGAUGACGGAGUGGAACAUGCAGCACACAAAGUAUCAGGAGGACACAAACCAGGAGCAGCAAAAGAAGCUUGGUGGUGAUGGAGUGAAGUUCAGUGUUGUUCCCCAAGAUGACAGAUUGGAGGAGAAGAAAUACACAGCCGCACAGACAAACAAUGUAGACCAAGGCGAUGUGGACCCCAGUAGCAGAAUCCCAACCAAAAGCAGUGUGUGUGUUAGCUAUCUGAGGAGCAUGACGGCCCUGCUGGACCCAGUCCAGAUAGAGGAGAGGGAGAAGAAGAGGCUCAAACAGCUGGAGCAUCAAAAAGCAAUAGAGGCUCAGCUGGAGGAGCGUCGCCAACAGAGAGCGCUAGAGGAGGCCAGGAGGAGGGCUGAGGAGCAGGAGGACGAGAAGCGAGUGAUGACGGAGUGGAACAUGCUGCACACAAAGUAUCAGGAGGACACAAACCAGGAGCAGCCAAAGAAGCACGAGGAAGGAGCGAAUGAGUCAUCGGAGCUCAGUGAUGGCAGAUUGGAGGAGAAGAAAGAAACCGCUGUACGGACAGAAGCACCCUCUCCUCUCAGAGAAGACCAUGUUCAAACUGCAUCAAACUGCAAGAAGCAAGGGGGCGGCGGCCAUGACAAAAUGCGUGUGCCCGAAGGAGGAGGCAAAGAUCCAUAUGAAGAUUUUUUUCGGACAGACCGGAAGAAGGAGAAGAAGAUAAGGCCUCAGUGGAACACGCACAGGCCCAGCCAGCCUUUUGUUCCUGCCUCGGAGCGCUACCCGGUCCCGCUGCAAAGGAGCCGCCAGGAGAGUCGACUGCGGAGGCAGGAGGAGCUUCUCACUCAGCAGGAGAGGAACUGCCUGUCCAGGAAUGGGCCUCCUGCACCUCCUCCCCCUCACCACCAGGGGGCCCAUCCCUCUUCCAAGUCGUCCCAGUCUAAAAGCGGCAAGGCGCAGUCCAGCAGUCGCGUCGUCUCCGCGGCAACCAGCGCUGAGAAGGGGCGAUCCUCUCCCGCCACGCCGCACGCUCAGUCGCCCGUCCUCGACUUCAUCCCGUACGUCCGCACCGACGAAGUCAUCAACCCCGACCCGGCCGACGCACACGCUCCACACACGGAUUCUCCUCCGGCCGACGCUUCCCACGGAGAUCACCGAAAAACACAGCGACAGCAGGAGAUCCUGAGGGGACUGGCUCAGCUGCGCCAGGGUUUGCGCCAGAAGCAGAGGGAGUUGGAGACUGACUUAAGGCGCCAUGACGACCAGCACCUGUUGCCCUUGACGACACAGCGACAAGAUGAACACUAGCUCACUCCCACAGAAGACAACAUCAAGGAGUGUGUUGUGUGCCCGACUUGUCACUUAUUACACUCUCAGCAAGAAACCUUUGUCUGCCUUCUAUUCCCACACCCGGUGUCCAACACACAACACAUGUCCUCACAUCCUGUGUCCCCCGCCCUUAAGUUCCCCCUACAAUGGUUCCCGUUAUGUCCUGUGACCCGAGUAACCAAUACACGACAGAGUGUACACAAGUUUUAGUUGAUCUAUCAUUUUAGCUGUUUAUUUAAAUAAAAUAAUGAAUGCAUCA
Molecule: messenger RNA, 3182 nt
Organism: Nerophis ophidion (straightnose pipefish)
Lineage: Eukaryota; Metazoa; Chordata; Actinopteri; Syngnathiformes; Syngnathidae
Gene: ccdc66
Product: coiled-coil domain containing 66
Exons: 26
Coding region: 170-2902 (910 amino acids)
Biological process (GO): cilium assembly
Cellular component (GO): cilium; microtubule
Molecular function (GO): microtubule binding
Source: RefSeq, a predicted model, not a curated record